Entrophospora sp. SA101 is the source of this 714-nucleotide messenger RNA. The record is from the annotation of a GenBank genome assembly. NCBI's taxonomy places the organism in Eukaryota, Fungi, Glomeromycota, Glomeromycetes, Entrophosporales, Entrophosporaceae.
AUGCUUCCAGGUAAUCCUUUGUCCACCAUACCAUCAGAAGAUGCCGACUUCAAUCAAGAUAAUCCUUUGUCCGCCAUAUCAUCAGGAGAUGCCAACUUCAAUCAAGCUGGAUUUUUAUCUGGUUAUAUAUUUCCAGAUAAUCCUUUGCCCGCCAUAUCAUCAGAAAAUACCGACUUCAAUCGAGAGAAUAACAUUAUCGAUGAUGCUGGAUUUUUAUCUGGUUAUACAUUUCCAGAUAAUCCUUUGUCCACCAUAUCAUCAGAAGGUGCCGACUUCAAUCAAGCUGGGUAUGGUUAUAUGUUUCCAGAUAAUCCUUUGUCCACCAUACCAUCAGGAGAUGCCAACUUCAAUCAAGAUAGAUUUUUAUCUGGAUAUGAUGGUAUUAGUAUGUUUUCAGAUAAUCCUUUGCCCAUACAAUCGGAAUAUGUCGACCUCAAUCAAGAUCAAAAAAAUUAUCAUAAUAACAAUGGCAAUUAUAAUAAUAAUAACAACGAAGAGAAUAACAUUACUAAUGGAACUGGAUUUUUACAUGGAUAUGAUCUUAUGUUUCCAGAUAAUCCUUUGUCCACCAUACUACCAGAAUAUGUUGACUUCAAUCAAGAUAAUAACACUCAACAUAUGAUGGAUUUGAGAUUUGAUUAUGGACGUAGACUUGGUGGUGUUCCUCUAACAUCUGAAGAAUAUGAUAUAUUAAUAAAACUUGAAAAUGAUUAG